CACCACAAAAGUGGUAGACAACCACCAUAAAACUGAACAAGGAGUCUGCCCUGCUGUACCACAGUCCGUCGUUCGCUGUAUUCUUCACACAGUUGUAACCCGCACAUUCGAUUGUUCGCUGCAGAGGUUAAAUAACGAUUUCAUCAACAAAUAUGGCAACCGCCAGGAAGUAAGCUCAUUAGUGAAACCUGUUGGUUUAGUGUGUGGCUGGAGCUAAUACUUGUGGACACUGCGUACUGCUGGACCUGGUCUUCCUUAAAAGUGUUGACGGGAGCUGCAGUUCUGAACACUUUUGAGCAGCAGUAUGAUGCAGGCAGGAGUCUGUCUGAGACAGGACACUGAGACAACACUACCAGAGCUCACUGAGCAGCACAGGAUCAGACAGAAAGAAGAGGAACUCAGUGGACUGGAGUCUGUACACAUGGCAGAGUCAGAGACAGAGUGUUCUGCACCAGGACUCAACACACUGGAGCCAGAGUGUGUUACAGCACACAGCGGGGUCAGUGAUGUACAGAACAGACACACACCACUGACUAAAACUGAAACUGAUCUGGGCUCCUCCCACACUGGGGAUCUUAUUAAGACAGAGAACCUCGAGUGUACAGAGCUGGGAUAUGUAGCCCAUCUGCAUCCUGACCAAAUCAAAACGGAGACUGCUGAUGGAGGAUACCUUCAGGCAGAACACAUCAGUGACUUGCAGGAUAUUAAUUGUGUGAAAAUUGAAUUUGAUAGGAUUAAGUGUGAAUCCAGUGAAAGUUUAGUGAGUAAUCUCAUAAAUGCUGUAAUGAAUGGAGCUGGUGUUGAUCACAAAGACCAGGCUGAACAAUGGCAAUGUGCAGGAGAGCCAAACACAGACUGUAAAAAAGAAGAAAUUCAGGAGCUGCUGACCCAGUGUGGGGAAUUAAAUCGCUAUGACAACACUAAUGAACAUAAUCAGGCCAGAUUUGUUCAGAAAAGUACGAACAUUUGUGGCAAACAUAAACAGCGAACAAAUGUGACAAUUGAACCCAUGAUAAUGAAUUCAUGCAAAAACCAAAAACUUUUGAAUUUCUUUCAAAACCAGACUGUUCAUAGAAAUAAAGGGGACCUUCAUUUAGGAGAAAAGCCAUACAAGUGUACACAGUGUGAGAAGUGCUUUUUGAGAUUGUCUCAUUUAAAUAGCCACCAGAGAAUUCAUGCUGGUGAAAAGCCCUACAAAUGUACUUCGUGUGAGAAGUGCUUUUCCAGAAUGUCUCAUUUAAAUAGCCACCAGAGAAUUCAUACAGGUGAAAAACCCUACAGAUGUACUCAGUGUGGGAUUCAUUUUUCGCAAACAAGUGCUUUAAAUUGCCACAAGAUGAUUCAUACAGGUGAAAAGCCCUACAAAUGUACUCAGUGUGGGAAAUGUUUUUACCAAAAAAGUGCUUUAAAUCGCCACAAGAUGAUUCAUACAGGUGAAAAGCCCUACAAAUGUACUCAGUGUGGGAAAUGUUUUUCCCAAACAAGUGCGUUAAAUCGCCACAAGAUGGUUCAUAUGGAUGAAAAACCCUUUCUUUGUAUUCAGUGUGGGAAGUAUUUUAAUGCAAAAUAUUCUUUAGAUAUACACAUGAGAAUUCAUACAGAUGAACAGCCUUACAAAUGUCCUCAGUGUGUGAAGUCUUUCUGUAGACUAUAUGAUUUAAAUAGCCACCUGAAAAUUCACUCAGGUGAACAGACCUACAAGUGUACAGAGUGUGGAAAAUGUUUUUAUCGGAAAUAUAAUUUAACUUGCCACCUGAGUACUCACACGGGUAACAAGCCCUUCAAAUGUAUUGAGUGUGGGAAGUGUUUUUCCCAAAGAAGUGAGCUAAAUCGUCACAAUAUAAUUCAUACAGGUGAAAAACCCUUCAAGUGUACUCAGUGUGAAAAGUGUUUUUUUUCAACAUCAUCUUUAAAUUUACACUUGAAAAGGCAUACACAUGAAUAUCCCUUCAAAUGUCCUCAGUGUGAGAAGUCUUUCUCCAGAAUAUAUGAUUUAAAUAGCCACAUGAAAAUUCAUUCAGGUGAACGGCCCUACAAGUGUACAGAAUGCGGGAAGUGUUUUAACAGAAAAUAUAAUCUAACUUGCCACCAGAGUACUCACAGGUGAAAAGCCCUACAGAUUUAUUCAUGGUGGGAAGUACUUUCCAAAAUAUCUCGUAAGUAGCUUCCAGAGAAUUCCUCUGGUGGUAAUUAGCCACCAGAGGAUUUGUGCGGAAGAACGCCCCUGAAAGUGUGAACAGUACGGACUGGCCUUUUUAACUAAACCAGCUUUAAAUCAACACCAGCAUAAUUCAUACAUUUGGAAAGAUAGCCUUGUCAGCCUUUCCUGUUGCAUGGUAGUACAGUGUAUGGUUCCCCCUGAUGUAUUCCCUGCAAUGACUGGGACAAACUGGGAUCCCGUUUCCCUUUUACAAUGAGUGUUUGGGAACAUUCUUUUCAUUGUAAGGGAAUUUCAUUCGUAUUUCGACGGCUGGAAUUUUUUAGAAAAGAUGGUAGAAAGCUGGUAAUGUGUCUUGAAAACUCGUUUUCUGAAAAUGAAAUUGACAGAACUGGCCUUAUCAGUUUUCUUUUUUUACUGCCAGCAUAGAGGCUGUAAUAUGCAUGUUGACUAAAGCUGAUCAUUACACUUCAGACAAUAUGUUUUUAUCAACAUUUCAGAAUCUUUGUUUCUCUACUUUUCAGUGUUGUAGAUGAAUGGUGCAUGAAAUACGUUAACAUUGUGUGCACAUUCCAAGACUUUUAUGCCAUGUAAAUUUCUGCAUGGACUCUAAUGUCGUUCACAGAGUCAUUGCUUUCUAAUUUACUAUCCCUGUUUAUAAAUGUACUGUAGUUUAAUUCCUGUUGCACAUACCUGAAAACACUAUUUGUGCAGUAAAUACGUUUUAUUCCUAUGGGUCUGAAUUGUUUUAAUCAUUUUAUACAUUUUCAAUUGUAUGAACACUUUUUUACAUCUCAAAUAACCAUGACAUGCUUUUUUGUGAAAACUCAUCUGAUUCAAUGAAUUGAUAUUCUGAAGAAUGAAAUGACAAUAAUGAAAAAUAACAUCUUUAAUUAUGACAAAGAUGAUGUAUAUAUACAGAAAACAGUGAUUUUUGUAUUUCAUAUUUAGACUUACUGCAUUUCUAACAAACAACAUGGAAGAAAGGAAAUAAAUGCUUUGCCUUUACGUAUAAACGGUACUCCAGAAACAUCAUUUGUAUUAUUAUUAUAACAAAGGAGUAUUUAAAUGUCAUAACUUUGCUAGGUUUGAAAACAAACAUUUAAGUUGCAUUUUUCUCGCAUAUGCGCAGGUGGACCUUUAUUUUGAACAAUUUCAGAAAAAGUAUUUGCCCCCUUCCUGAUUUCCCCUAUGAUUGCAUUUGUCACACUGAAUGGUUUCAGAUCUUUAGACCAAAUGUAAUAUUUAGUGUUGGCAAAGCGAAGCUUUCUGAAGCAAUGAAGCUUGCCUCUGAAUUGUAUCGAAAAAGCAUUCAUUACUCGCAGCUUUUAAACACAGUGCAUGAUAGGAGAGAGCACAACUAUUUAACCUUUUCUAACCACUUUUGUCUACUAUGAGCAUAACUAGGAACGCCAGUAAUGUUGUUUGGGCAUAUUUCUUCAAAUACAGAAUAUCAGCAUCUUAUGUGGCUACAUCAUGCCAUUUACCUAUUAUUUAAUAGGCUGAGUUUAUGUAGCCUUCAUAUUUGAAUUUGGAAUCAGGAUACAAGUGCAGCGUCAACAAUUAAAUGGGGAGAGGAGGUGCUCAUAAAAUACACCUGUAUAGUUUAUAUAUUGCAUUAUUCCUAAUGGAUUGUUUUUGUUUUUAUUUGUUAAUGUUUGCAUUUAUAUACAUUAUUACUGUUUUUUUUUUUUUAUUAUUUCAUUUAUUUUACUAUAAACACUGAAAAUAUAUAAGGAAAAAAUUUGAAUUUUCAACUUUUCCCCCCCUGAAUCGCAGGAGGAGAAAGCUUACUUUAGUUGUUCAUAUCAUUUGAAAAUUCUCCCAAAUUGUAGGUCACUCUCUUUUCAGUUCUUUCUGCAGAAAUAAAUCCUAUUUCCUAUAUA
This is a messenger RNA of Anguilla anguilla (European eel), 4044 nucleotides long. RefSeq names its product gastrula zinc finger protein XlCGF26.1-like. The transcript is spliced from 3 exons. Bases 305 to 2107 code for a protein of 600 amino acids. NCBI's taxonomy places the organism in Eukaryota, Metazoa, Chordata, Actinopteri, Anguilliformes, Anguillidae. The record is from RefSeq and is a predicted model, not a curated record.